UUCACACACAGCCAAUUGGCGUGAGAGACCCCACCUGUGGCUUUAGGGAGCUCCGUGCCGUACUUUGGGGCGUCAGGAGCGGGGCGGUCCCCCCGGGUCGGAUGGUCCGGGCCGUGCCCGCCCCUUCGCUCGCUGGUUACUGUUUGCUGGAUGCGCGCGCGGAGCUCACGUCGCUAGGGCCUGGCUGCCCCGGAGAGUCGGUCCGCGAGCCUUGCCCGCGCGGCCUGAGCUGCGAGGGUCCCAGGAGCCAGGGGUUCCUGGAUGCAGAUGGAUGGGGAUCUCGGAUGCUCCGCAAGCUGCAGUCCCCGCGCCUUCGCCGAGAAGCAAUCGGUGAGGCUUGCAGCCCGGAUACCCGCGAACCCCGAUGCUCAGGUGUGACCUACACAUAUGACUUCACCUUCCGAAGCCUGUUUCGUGAUCCAUAAAAUGAACAUAACCACCUCACAGGGCUGUUGAGAGGAUUAAAUGAAACAAUGCAGUUUGCACGAGGGAGCCCUGGCAGCAGGUCCUGGUGGCCAGAGCACAGCUGCCGUCACCGAGACCAGCAGGCAGCGUGAAGACCCCUGUGGAACCGGCCAUCGGAGGGAUGCAGACACUCCACCUGCAACACCGCUGCCGGGGUGGCUUCCGAGUCAAGGCCAGGGCGUCAUACGUGGACGAGUCUCUCUUCGGGAACCCUGCAGGCACCCGGCCCACCCCACCAGAUUUUGACCCGCCCUGGGUGGAGAAGGCUAACCGAACCCGAGGAGUGGGCACAGGCGUGCCACAAGGCUCGGGGGGCAAGGCUGGCUGUGAGACCACCCCCUCCAGGGGCAGCACCCUGAGCCUCACCCCGAGGAGGAAGAACAAGUACAGACUGGUCAGCCACACUCCAUCUUACUGCGAUGAGUCACUGUUUGGUUCCCGACCCGGAGGCGCCAGCUGGGAGACCCCGUGGAUGGCGAAGGGGGAUGCCGCCAAACUCCAUGCCCUCUUCUGGACACCCCCAGCUACUCCCAGGGGUGGCUGCUCGCCCUCCCCUAGGGAGACUCCACUGCGGGCCGUUCAUCCAGCUUGCCCCUCCAAGACAGAGCCCAGGGUGGCAACAGAUUCCCGGAAGCUGUCCGUGAACGGGGUGGAUACUGCACGCCCUCCACGGAGGGGGCGAUCCCAGUCCCUCACCCCCCUGGAUGUCCCCAGCACUGGUCACUUAGCCACCAGUGCCCCCCACACACGUGGACCUCUGGAUCACAGGCCUUCUGGGUCAGGGGUGACUUCCAGGGCUCGCUCGGUCAGCGUUUCAGUGCCAGCUACCCCUCGGCAAGGUGGGGUCGCUCAGAAACCAAGGCCCCCUUGGAAAUAAGGUUCUUCCAUCAGGUACGUCCAGGGGAGGGAUGCCACCCCUGGCAGGGGUCUUUUGGGGAAGCCAGCAUCUGCAGGGUAACCCCAGGCAUUACAGAAGCCCCACGGGGACUAACACGGGAUGGUUAGGACCUCCCCUGUCCUGUCCAGCUCAGCUGCUCCCUGCUCCCGAGGUGGGUUUGAGGCCCGUCCUUGCAGUGCCCUCUGAGGCUGGUUGACCAGGUCCAGAUCAGUGCCAACCUGGGGUCAUCCCCUCCCAGCUGUUCUUUGUGUCUUAUUGCCAAGUGGAGUGAUUGCCAACCUGGGGGUCCUGCCAUCCCAUCCCUGCUCCCAAGAUGAGCACCCUUUUGGGGAUGAGUGUCACAGGGUCUGGAGGCUUGAGGAGUGUUUUCCCAGGCCCCCGGGGGGAGGGAAGGGCAUGUGGGUGAUACGGGGUGAAGGUGUCACCUCCAUAGUCAUGUCUUUAUCUCCACACGUGAAAUAUCUCACAGAUCAGUAGCUCUUUGAAGCUGUGAGCGUCACUAGUAUUUUUCUCUUAGAGAAAAAUAAUUUGACCAGAGAGAGAGAGAGAGAGAGAGAGAGAGGGAAAGUGAAAA
Messenger RNA from Tupaia belangeri chinensis (Chinese tree shrew), 1937 nucleotides. It is a transcript of the gene RITA1, whose product is annotated as RBPJ interacting and tubulin associated 1. Lineage: Eukaryota; Metazoa; Chordata; Mammalia; Scandentia; Tupaiidae. The record is from RefSeq and is a predicted model, not a curated record. Gene Ontology annotation, cellular component: cytoplasm; nucleus. Gene Ontology annotation, biological process: negative regulation of Notch signaling pathway; Notch signaling pathway; nuclear export. Gene Ontology annotation, molecular function: tubulin binding. Bases 587 to 1342 code for a protein of 251 amino acids. The transcript is spliced from 4 exons.